GGUCAUACUAACACAAUCACCGGCGUUACUUACAAAAAUUGAUGUCGGUGUAUGGAGGGAUGCUAGACAUACUUAACCUGAGGAAAAGCGGUUAUCUCUGUGGAUUAUGUAGCUGUAGUAUUAAAGGAGAAAAUUGUACACCGAAGUCCUGUAGUCAUAUUUUCCAUAUUAAUUGUCUGGAAGAAUGGGCUAGUGCAAUUGAUUCUUCGUCGGAGUUUGCUUGUCCGGUAUCAGGAUGUUCGUCUUCGUUUAGUGAAAUUCUUAUUCGCAAGGCGCCUGGUGCAAUAAACUUCACCACUACAUCUCUAAAGGAAGACCACCAGUGUCCAAUUUGUUGUGAAAAAAUUCAAAAGCCUGUAGCAACUCCAGAAUCAUGCAAUCAUGCAUUUUGUUAUAUGUGUCUAAAGGAGUGGUCACGUGUUAGACAUGAAUGUCCGCUAGAUCGAGGAUCUUAUGAACUAAUCCUACUUUCUGAUCGUGUGGGUGGUCCAAUUACCAAGCGGGUUAAUGCCCCGCCAGUUAAGCAGCAACCUCCAGAAACCCCACCACUUGAGCUGGAUACUAACUGUGAAGUUUGUCAGCGUCCCGAUGAUGAGGCACACUUGCUUUUAUGUGACCACUGCGACAGAGGGUAUCAUACUUACUGUCUUCCUACUCCUCUCUCAUCCAUUCCAGAUGGUGACUGGUUUUGCCCAGAUUGUGUACGUCAUAGAGUUGUUCCUCCAGACUCUACUUCUAACAAUGCUGUUGAUACGCAAAUAAGAAGGACUACACGGCGUAGACUAAUUGAUUCGGAGGCAGAGGAAAGUGAUAACGAUGAACUUUAUACUACUUUAGAAGAAUCCAGUUCGGAAAAUCUAAAUUUACGACAUGAACUUAGUUUCACUGCUCAAAGGAGGCUUGAGGAGCAAGCUACCAGACGUCAUCGUGGGCGUCGCUUAUUACAGGAUUUGAUCGCUGACCUCAGUCAACGGGUGACGUCGGAAGCGUCUGUUCGAGCACGGCGCCGCCAAAGUCAGCGACAACGUGUUCGGAAUCAGCUUGCAUCAGAAUCUACCAAUGUAAAUGGAUCCGGUCUGACACGUAUUUCCCAAACAACCAUUUGUUUUGAAAUACCAUCAUCAUUGUAUAACAUUCAAAACACUGUUAUCACUUUUCCUACUUUUUUUCAGACCAAUCAACCUGUUAGCCUUCGUUUGGGACGUCCACUAAGCAGUACUAGUUCCAGUGGCACAAGCCGCAACCAUAACACCACUCGAUCAGAACGUAAUGGACCGGUUUCAAGUGCAAAUCAGCAGGAGCUUUCCCGUAAACGAUUGCGGAUAUUAUCUAGCAGUGAUUCGGAGUCGGAUGAUGAAAGUGGGAUCGCGCUGCGGCAUGUAAAACUUACUGGCCAUCGAUCUCGAUUGAUAAGAUCUCCGAGUAAUGAAUCAAAUAUGGAAGAGUUCCCUGCUGUAUCUGCUGAAUCAUCCGUAGUUUCGCCCACCGGAAAUGAUGAAAGCGAUUCCAACGUACUAAAUGGUUCUGGUAGUCAGCAGGAUAGCACCACCUCAGAAUCUUCGUACAUAGAUAGAACUCAGGAUUCGACUACAGAAAAUAUACAAGAUGAAUCCGACUCUGAACUAUCGGAGUUUAAUGCCAAUUAUAAUCCUCCUGUGAAAACUUCACCAAAAAUACGUAAAAUAUCGAAAAAGAAACCCAAAAGACGUUUGUCAAAUAAGAAAACAAUAAAAAGGCGUGUCAAAAGAAGAGUGGUGAAAUCUAAAACCUCUCGGCGUACAAGAAAAAGACGAAUUAGUAGGAAAAUACCAAGGCUUUCAACAUCCCUAUCAUCUAACAGUCCGAAGGCGUCAACUUCCUCUCAACCACGAUUUCGGGGUGGUGUGAUAGGAACUGGUUUGCCUAAAUUAUCAAUACUAGGUAAAGAAACCCAAUGCAAUUUCAGGCUUAUAGUUGAUGAAGAUAAUGAUGAAGCACCGAUUAGAUCUCCUUCCCCUCCUUGUAAUCCAGUUGCUACUACUUCCUCCGUUUCAAACAAUUCCGUUCCACAACUGAACUCCAGAUCAUCAACUUACCUUAGCGAUAUAGAAGCUGCACAAGAUUCAUUAUUCCACUUUUCCACUCGACAUAUGCAAGUGAAUCCAGACCAUUCGAUGUCGCCUAUUCCAGUGACAAAGCAGUCGUCAUCACACAACAAAACCAAUACAGUAAACAAUAAAACUAAUCCUGUAUCUUUGGUUAACUCACCUCCGUCUCAAUGUUCGACGGAUACUGUAUCCGGCAUCCAUAAGUCUCCUGUAUCUUCGAAUCAAUGUAUAAACACAAAAGCUGAUAGUUCUACUGUUCAGUCUGUAUCAGUUCCUAGCAGUAGUGCUGCUAUUCCAUCCACAUCUCAUGAUUACCCGAAUGAGGCUAAUUCUUCACAUCCUGGUUGGAGUCCAGAAUCUGUCCACCGAGUGAAAUCUACCUUAAAACAUAAUUUAAAGGCUUAUAUCUCUUCUCAUUGCAUUGAUAAAGAAACUUGUCGCGAUAUUUUUCAACGUGCCUGGGGGAAAAUUGUUCAAAAACCACCCCGCAAGGUUACUGAUGAACGCAUCGCAAAAUUAGUAGAUGAUUAUGUCCAGUAUUGUCUAAGGCAUAGAACUUAGUGUUCUAUAAUACUUUGUUAAUAUACCUGUAAAGUUGACCUCUAUUACUUACUUUCCCUAUAUAUGAUAAAGAUUAUUUGUUCUUAAUGUGUUUGUAUAUGGCUAUAAAAUUUACUGAACAUUAUGCUUAAUUGUUGAAAAUACUUUGACAUUCAUACUCAAUUCCAACUAUGAUUAUGAUAUGUAAAUGCAAUAAAAUGAAAUGUGAGCAUUCA
This is a messenger RNA of Trichobilharzia szidati, 2863 nucleotides long. The record is from the annotation of a GenBank genome assembly. NCBI's taxonomy places the organism in Eukaryota, Metazoa, Platyhelminthes, Trematoda, Strigeidida, Schistosomatidae.